UCCUCGGUCAGGGGACCUUGCUGUGACUGCGUCUCCACGUGAGUUUGGUCAGGAACUGGAAGAGUUCGAGAAUCCUAAACUUGAUUCUGCGGAAAAAGAUUAUUUUGUUGAUGCCUUCAAAUCUUGCAUGAGCACAGAUUAAAACAGAACAAUGUUCCGGAAGAAAGUGGACAAUCGGAUCCGUGUGCAGAUCGAGAAUGGGGUAGCGCAGCAUCACCGCACGCUGUUCGUUGUGGUGGGAGAUCAUGGAAGAGAUCAGGUGGUCAUUCUGCAUCACAUGUUGUCCAAGGCCACAGUGAAGGCCCGUCCCUCCGUCCUCUGGUGCUAUAAGAAGGAUCUGGGCUUCAGCAGUCACCGCAAGAAGAGGAUGAGGCAGCUGCAGAAAAAGAUCAAAACUGGCACCUUGAACCUGAAGCAAGACGAUCCCUUCGAGCUCUUCGUCGCUGCAACCAACAUCCGCUACUGCUACUACAACGAGACCCACAAGAUCCUGGGAAACACCUAUGGCAUGUGCAUCUUGCAGGACUUUGAGGCCUUAACACCUAAUCUCCUGGCCAGAACUAUUGAGACAGUGGAAGGUGGUGGACUAAUAGUCAUUCUUCUCAGAACAAUGAACUCCCUCAAACAGUUAUACACCAUGACAAUGGAUGUCCAUGCCCGCUACAGAACAGAAGCACACCAGGAUGUCAUUGGCAGGUUUAAUGAAAGGUUCAUACUGUCUCUGACCUCCUGCAAGAACUGUGUUGUGAUUGAUGACCAGCUAAACGUCUUACCUGUUUCGAGCCACAUUGCCAACAUUAAGCCAGUACCUCCCAAGAUUCAGGAGGACAGCCUGUCGCCACAGGAGCAGGAGCUGAAGGAGCUGAAGGAGUCCCUCCAAGAUACGCAGCCUGUGGGAGUGCUGGUGGACAGCUGCAAAACCCUGGACCAGGCCAGGGCAGUGCUGAAGUUCAUUGAAGCCAUUUCGGAGAAGACCCUGCGGAGCACUGUCGCUCUGACUGCGGCCAGGGGUCGAGGCAAGUCUGCAGCGCUGGGUCUGGCUGUCGCUGGAGCUGUGGCUUUCGGGUACUCCAACAUCUUUGUGACAUCACCCAGCCCAGACAACCUGCACACCCUCUUCGAGUUCAUUUUCAAGGGCUUUGAUGCACUUCAGUACCAAGAGCACCUGGACUAUGAAAUCAUCCAGUCUUUGAAUCCAGAGUUUAACAAAGCUGUUGUCAGAGUUAAUAUUUUUAAAGAGCAUCGGCAGACAAUUCAGUAUAUCCACCCUGGUGACGCGGUGAAGCUGGGCCAGGCCGAGCUCCUGGUGAUUGACGAGGCCGCUGCCAUUCCCCUGCCCCUGGUGAAGAGGCUGCUGGGGCCCUACCUUGUCUUCAUGGCCUCCACUAUCAACGGGUAUGAAGGCACAGGUCGCUCGCUGUCCCUCAAGCUCAUCCAGCAGCUCAGGCAGCAGAGCGCGCAGAGCCAGCAGAGCUGCUUGACUGCGGAGAACAAGAACAGCACCACCGCCCGCCUGGCCUCAGCCCGCUCUCUUCAUGAGGUGUCUCUGCAAGAGUCCAUCCGCUACGCCCCGGGAGACGCUGUAGAGAAGUGGCUCAAUGACCUGCUGUGUCUGGACUGUCUUAGCAUCCCUCGGGUUAUCUCAGGCUGCCCGCUGCCACAGACCUGCGAACUAUAUUAUGUGAACAGGGACACGCUGUUCUGUUACCACAAGGCCUCGGAGGCUUUCUUGCAGCGGCUGAUGGCUCUGUACGUGGCUUCGCAUUACAAGAACUCUCCCAAUGACCUCCAGAUGCUCUCCGAUGCCCCUGCACAUCACCUCUUCUGUCUGCUCCCUCCUGUCCCACCUACCCAGAAUUCUCUGCCUGAAGUUCUAGCUGUAAUACAGGUGUGCUUGGAGGGGGAGAUUUCCCGUCAGUCCAUCCUGAACAGCCUGUCUCGUGGGAAGAAAGCCUCUGGAGACCUCAUCCCCUGGACAGUCUCUGAGCAGUUUCAAGACCCCGAGUUCGGCAGCCUGUCUGGAGGGAGAGUCAUACGUAUAGCAGUUCACCCAGAUUACCAGGGGAUGGGCUAUGGCACUCGGGCUUUGCAGCUGUUGCAGCUGUACUACGAGGGUCAGUUCCCAGGUCUGGAGGAAACUGUUGAGAACACAGCCAGCGAGAUCACCCCUGUCAGCAGUGAGGCUGUCAGUCUUCUGGAAGAAGUGGUGGCACCCAGGAAGAACCUCCCUCCUCUCCUGCUGAAGCUGAGUGAGCGGCCUGCAGAGAAACUGGACUACCUGGGUGUCUCCUAUGGCCUCACCCCUCCCCUUCUCAAAUUCUGGAAGCGAGCUGGAUUUGUUCCAGUUUAUCUAAGGCAAACUCCGAACGACCUGACAGGCGAGCACUCCUGUGUCAUGCUGAAGGACCUGAGCACUGAAGAGGCCUCACAGCAGGGCCAGUGGCUCUCGGCCUUCUGGAAGGAUUUCCGCCGCCGGUUCCUGGCGCUGCUCUCCUACCAGUUCAGCGGCUUCCCCCCCACCCUGGCGCUCAACGUGCUGCAGAACAAGAACGCGAAGCAGGACCCCCAGCCUGUGCUGACUCGUGCCGAGCUGGCCGCACACUUCAGCCCCUAUGACCUGAAGCGUUUGGAGAUGUACUCCAGGAACAUGGUGGACUACCACCUCAUCAUGGACUUGAUCCCAACUAUUUCCAGGAUGUUCUUCCUCAAGCAGCUUGGCGACAUCUCGCUGUCAGCGGCGCAGUCUGCACUCCUGCUGGGCAUCGGGCUGCAGCACAAGACUGUUGACCAGCUGGAAAAGGAGAUUGAGCUUCCCAGCAGCCAGCUGAUGGGCCUGUUCAACCGUCUCAUCCGCAAAAUGGUGCAGUUUUUCACCAGAAUUGAGGAAAAGGCGGUGGAAGAGCAGAUGGUGGCCUCAAAGGACAUCACAAUGGAACCCACAGUGAAAACCCUCAGUGAAGAUCUGGUGUGGAUCACACUUUCAUUGGAUUGAUGUCUUCCCCCCCCC
Messenger RNA from Lepisosteus oculatus (spotted gar), 3007 nucleotides. Lineage: Eukaryota; Metazoa; Chordata; Actinopteri; Semionotiformes; Lepisosteidae. The record is from RefSeq and is a predicted model, not a curated record.